Drosophila sechellia is the source of this 2155-nucleotide messenger RNA. RefSeq names its product nose resistant to fluoxetine protein 6. The record is from RefSeq and is a predicted model, not a curated record. Gene Ontology annotation, molecular function: acyltransferase activity, transferring groups other than amino-acyl groups. Bases 43 to 2118 code for a protein of 691 amino acids. Lineage: Eukaryota; Metazoa; Arthropoda; Insecta; Diptera; Drosophilidae. The transcript has 8 exons.
CAACUAAGCAGUGCGAGCUCAUCGCUCCUCAUCCCGACCAAGAUGAUCCUGGCAUUGAUCUGGAUCAUGGGGGUGGGAGUACCCGCCACUGCUCAGGCGUACAGCUCCAAGGACCUGUUGACUUGGAUGCAGUCCAGCAACUUCGGCUACCAGGUGCUCCAGCAGGCCUUGAAUGACAACCAAUCCUCCUCUGCUUCCGAGGCAUCUUGCCUGGCGGAGGUGCGCCUCCUGCUCAAGGGAGCAGAGGCCAAAUCCUUGCCUGCUCUUCGAGUUUUCGAUGCCUGGGGAAAGUUCCCGCAAGGACUGCUCUACGGACACUUUAUGGACAUGGGCAACUACGAAUCCUGCCUCAGCUUGGAUCUCAGCAAGAGUCUGGGCAAUGUCAUGACCACCAAUGCCGGAGCCAAGUAUUGCUUGAGUCGUAUGCAGUUCGAGAGUUUGCUCAUGGAAGCCGCCGGUGCAGAUGCACUCACCUUGAGUAUAGGAACCUGCAUACCCUCAUCCUGCAGUGCCGCCCAACUCAGUCGAUGGAUGUCUGGUCAUCUGAAGGAGAUGUUUGGGCAGAAUUCGACGGAAGCUACUCUGGUGCAGGAAAAGGACUGCACUUUGGCGCACAGAGAUCCGAUGAAUGGACUUGACUGGUUUGCUGUGUCAAUACUAAUCCUAUUAUGCACUGUCGUUUUGCUGGCUACAAUUUUGGACUAUAGCAGUGUUUCCAACAAGCUGCUGGGCUCCUUUUCCCUUCGCAAGAAUGUACCCCAGUUGCUUAAGACCUCGAGCACACCAUCGCCUCGAGUGAUUCCAUGUCUGAAUGGCAUUCGUUGUUUGACCAUCAUCUGGAUCAUACUUGGUCACGGCUACAUGUACCUCCUACUGGCGCCCACCAUUAAUUCCUACGAUAUCGUGGCCUGGGCUCAGACGCCCUUCUCCAUGAUCCUCCAGAGCGGCAGUACGUCUGUGGACACCUUCUUCCUGCUCAGUGGACUGCUUCUCGUGCUGUCCGCCCUGCGUGAGAUGGAUCGCUCCAAGGGUCGUCUCCAUGUGCCACUGAUGUAUCUGCACCGUCUGGUGCGUCUGACUCCCGUUUUGGCACUGGCCGUGCUCAUCUUUAUGACCCUUUUCCCCCGACUAGACAGUGGUCCUCUGUGGAAUCAGUUCACCAGCUCCUCGGAGCUCUGCAGCGACACCUGGUGGGCCACUCUGCUCUACGUCCAAAACUAUGCAGCUCCUGGCAGGAUGUGCUUGGGUCAUUCGUGGUAUCUGGCUGUGGAUAUGCAACUGUAUAUUAUAUCCCCACUUCUUCUGAUCGCUCUCUACAAAUGGGGAAAGAAGGCUAUCGCAGGAAUUGUCCUGCUGAUCCUUUUGCUGUCCGGCUGCGUCUUUGGUAUAGUUAUGCUGCGGGAUCUGAAAGUGUUUGAUCGCUACGGAAACCUUGGUGGUGACAGCACCGAGAUGCGCCUCAUCUACUACACCACCCAUGCCAGAGCCACUCCCUGGUUGAUUGGACUGCUUUUUGGCUACUUUCUGCACCACCAGAAUGUGCGGAAGACCCGCCUGUCCAAGUGGCUGGCUUUGGUGCUCUGGAUUCUGAGUCUUUCCAUGCUGGCCACUGUAAUCUUCGCCGUAUAUCCCUAUACCCAGAGUGGGGCAGGGGACAUUUCCGCACUGGCUGGAGCUUUCUAUCUGUGUUGCAGUCGGAUUGCCUGGCCUUUGGCCUUGUGCUGGAUAAUCUGGGCGUGCCAGAAUGGACUGGCCCCCAUUGUGAAUGAGUUUCUGAGCUGGUCCUUCUGGCAGCCACUUUCCAAGUUGUCCUACUGCCUGUACAUAUGGCAUCUGCUGGUGGAAACAGUUCAUAUAGCGCGAAUCAAAACGAGUCUGCACUUUUCGGACUACGACGCUAUUCUCCGCUUCUGGUCGGACUUUGGCAUUACCUUGUUCGCAUCCAUGUUCAUGCACCUUUGUGUUGAGGUGCCAUUGGGGCGUUUCGAGAUGGAACUCCUGAAAAGGUGCCAAAAGAAAGAGGACAAUCCAGAAAGUCCAAAGGUAGAGACCUCCACUGAACCAAAUGAAGUAAUUCCAGCGACUAGCAUUUCGCGCCAGAACUUAGUCGACCCCUAAACAAAGAUUUUACAAGUGUUAUGUACGUUUAACUCAA